CGAGUUACCUAACCGGUGGACUCUUCAAGUUUUAUAAAGUAAACUGCUGAAACCGAAACAAAGCUGAAAGUUGAUUGAUCGCGGAAGUUUUCUCGACUUGAUCAGACUAGAGAUCUGGUGAAAUCCAAAGCGCUAUGGCAGCAGCCCGUGACGGCUGAGAGAAAUGAGAUUCUCGCCACACGUUUAUUUCGGCGAUGCUGGAAUGGACGCGGUCAGGGCUCAUCGACGCGCCUCUUGCCACAACACCGACUGAUCGAAAAACGCGGGUGUAAAGCGAAAAGUUUGGGGCCAGAUCUCGGAUGAGGUUUUCUGUGAGAAACAUGUAAAGCAGCGCUGGACGAUGUCCACUGUCGCGAGCUCUGAGUGGUGCGCGCACGACUGUCUCAGUAUCCCAUGGUCAAUGUGUAUGAACAGGCCUGCUGUCUGUGUGACUGUAAUGCUGCUGCUCGCGGUGGCCCACAGUAGACGCGCGUGCGAUUAUUCUAUGAUCAUCAGCACCUACAGAGCGCUCAUCCUGGUUGAGCUCCAAAACCUGAAUCUGACUGGUCCAUUUGAUAUAUCAGAAGAACGGGAUCACUGUCCUUCUGAAAAGGUUCAUCGCAUUCUGCAAAAUAUUUACGGCAUGACCCAGAUCUUCAGCUGUCUGAAUGAAGGCCACAGACAUGCAGACAGCAUGACAAAAGUGGUUCACCAAAUGGCCCAACUUAUCAGACAAAACUGCCACAAACCACAAAGUUUGGGGAAAAGGCAUAAAAAAACAGCUUGCAAACCAGUGAAGAGACGGAAAGCAAGACAACGGCGGAAAAUGAAAAUGAUGGGAAUGCUUAUAAACUGCUGGCAGAAAUUGCAAAGCGUGUCUGCUCAUUAAGUUACACCACACGCAGGUCUCAGAUCAGCUCAACUACUUAUUUAAGACUGUAUGCACAUUAUUUUUCUCAUAACAUUAUUUAUGCACAUUCACAGUUUUUAAUGCAAAAGGAACACUAAGUGUUUUGUAGAGUACUCCAUCCAUGAAAUAAGGUGAGGCUGUCUCAAACACAUUAUAUGGUAACAGUACAUGUUUCUAUUUCUGAUGUAUAUCUGUUAUUUAAUAGCACUGUAUAUGACAUAAGCAUAGCCAGUUGGAUACUUAUCAUUGCACAAAAUAAUAAAUACAUGUGAUCUAUGCACACAUAUAGACACUUACUGCUGCUGCAUAUUGAGCCAAAUGUAAUAAUAAUGUAGAUAUUUUCCAAAAUAUGUUUGGUGGUUCAUGUUCUCAUGGUCAUAACACUACUACUUGCACAUUCAUGACAUACACACAGAAUAAGCUGUUUUGAUAACUUUGUUAAAAUGCAUGUUGGGUCAAAGAAGGUGCUCAUUUGUCUAAGUUUAACUGGGUGCUAUGUUUCAGAAACCAACAGGCAUCUGAUCACACCAAUUCUGAGAAUACUGGUUCAUAUUAAUUCAGAGUGACUAUAACAAACUUAUACAGAAAUCAGUUUCUAUCACUUUUGCUGCUUCAGUACUGCACAUCUAUGUCUUAUAAAAGUUCUCUUUUCUGUCAUUUUUUAAAUAAAAACUUUAAAACUA
Molecule: messenger RNA, 1572 nt
Organism: Paramisgurnus dabryanus
Lineage: Eukaryota; Metazoa; Chordata; Actinopteri; Cypriniformes; Cobitidae
Source: RefSeq, a predicted model, not a curated record